Molecule: messenger RNA, 984 nt
Organism: Solanum lycopersicum (tomato)
Lineage: Eukaryota; Viridiplantae; Streptophyta; Magnoliopsida; Solanales; Solanaceae
Source: RefSeq, a predicted model, not a curated record
CAGAAACCGACCCGAUACCGAUUUCCUGAUCAACUUCAAUUCAUCAGAAAUUAGGGGUAUCAAUUUCCCCAAUUCAUCGUCUGUUGUUCCGGAGAUUUAAAGCAAUCAAGCUAUGGGAGGCCACGGAGGUUUGAACAUUCUUCCACAGAAGCGAUGGAACGUGUACAACUUCGAUAACCGUGAGAAAGUAAAGCGGGACGAGGAAGCCGCGGCUAAAGAGGAACAGCUCAAGCAGGAACAAUCUCGUAAGCGCGAUUCCGAGUAUCGGCUCGAGCAGCUCCGUCAAGCCCGUGGCUUAUCAUCAUCAGCAGCGCCGUCGUCUUCAUCGUCUAGUCACGUCAAAAAAUCGUCAUCAGAACAGAAAUCGCCGGAGGAGAAACCGGGAAAGAAGGAUUCUAACCACAUCAACUUGUUCGAAGGGAUUCGAAUCUUCGAUCCAGUUAAAGCAAAAGAUGAGGAGAAAGACGGAAGGGAUAAGAAGAGAGCGAAGAAAGAGCAACCGCCGAGAGUUAUUACUCCGGAGGAUGAGAAGUAUAGGUUAGGGUAUGGGAUUGUUGGUAAAGGAACGAAAUUGCCAUGGUAUUUGGAGAAACCGAAAGAGGAUUCCGGUGAAAAGAGUGACGAAGACAAUGAUUACUCCAGACCUGUGAAAAAGAGUAAUGGGAAAAAGACAGUGGAGGAAUUGCGACAAGAGAGGUUGGAGAGGGAGAGGAAGGAGAAGGGAAGAGAAAGAGCUUUGUUAAUGGAGAAGAAUCGAAGAGAUGGAGGAUUCUCGCGACGAAGAUGAGGUGAGCAUUGGCACUUUAAAGUUGCUAAUGAGUUAGUCGGUCUGCUUUGUAAAGAUCAUUACUUGGUUUGAUUGUUUACAAUUUGUUAAUGUUUUUCAAUGUAAUAAGCUAUCAAUUCUGGUGAUUCGUAAAGCUUUGUGAAGAUCAUUGCUUGUAGUUCAGAUUUUCAUGUAUUUCAACUUCUUUCAAGCUCGUA